AUGUCGGACCCCAAAGCGACCGGCGGCGGCAGUAGCGGAUCAAAGUCGCGAACGGGAUGUUCGGAGUGCAAGCGCAAGCGCGUGAAAUGCGAUGAAGGCAGGCCUCAUUGUGGAAGGUGCAAGAGAUACCCUGAACGAUGCUCCUAUGAGUUGAAGUUGUCUUGGACGCAGGGGAGGCCGUUCAAGAAGCCGAGGACUAAGGAGCCUUGGGUUACGAGUUUGGAUGUGGGUGGUCAGACUGAUGGUUCUGAAGUGGUGCAUUCUGCUCCGAACGAAGUGGAAGAUACUGAUACGGCAACUUCGACUACUGGACCGCAGUCCUCACUUCCUGUGUAUUCCGAGAAUCUUGAUGUUGGAGUAUCCCUUGCAUUGCAACCACUCGAUGACACCACUGGCUUUGAUGAUUACCAGGACCCUUUUCUACUCCCCGACCAGGAUGUAUUGGAUGAUUCGAUGUUACUUCCUGUCCCAUCUGGCUUCGACUUCGAGCCAGCUGAUGAAACCAUUGAGCGCGAUAUUUCUCUCAUUACAUAUCAACACUACUCUCCACCGACUCUACCACCGUCCCUAAGCCAGUAUCCUCUUCUAUGUCCAUCGGAGAGUCCCAACGCCUACUUCUUCCUCCAUCAUUAUAUCACCCACACCUCACUAACCCUCUUCCCUCUGAUGGCGCCAUCGAUCCACCAAGAAGUCUUGACUGUGGCAGCCCAAACACCACAUUUGCUUUCAGCAGCUCUAGCACUGUCCUGCGAUCAAGUAAGGCGCCUGCGAGGAAACGACUCUCUCGAACUGCAAAAUCGAGCUUCCUUCUUCCUGCGAAAGGCAAUCACGGGCUUACGGAAAGCUAUGGAUAGCCCAACAGAAGCCCCAAAUUUCUCGACUAUCUGUACGGUGCUCUUCCUCUGCACAAACGAAGUCAUGGCUGGGAAUACCAUGGCCAUGCGUACGCAUCUCCACGGUGCAGAACACUUGCUCUCCCUGGCUCUUGGCAAAAACAGACACGAAGCAGUCACUGAUCUGGACGACAAGAAACUAUUCCUUAUCCGCUGGUUCGCUGUUGUGGACAUCUUUGCCAGCAUAAUGAGUCUCGACAAGACCACCUCCUCAGACGGCCAAUUCUGGUCCAUCGGUGCUCCCACGAGCACUUCCUCACCCCAAUACAUUGACGAGUUCGUCGGUUUCUCACUGGAAUUGAUGCCAGUGCUCGCACGUAUAGGCCGUAUGGCACGUCUACAACGCCGUCGCAAAGUACUAGGAUCUUCCUUGGGCUCAGGAUAUGCUGAGAUGGCAGAUGACUUGGAACAGCUCUUGGCAGACAACAUUCUACUCACAGAGCAACAGCUGUCUCUGCUGUUCACCCGCGCCUCUUCGCCAUCGCUAUCACAUACCCAGGACCCAGUGUUGGUGGUUGAAGCAGUCUACGUACACCAAAUGUUCGUACAUUCCGCUCUACUGCAUCUCCACCGUCGUGUGCAAGAGCUGCCCGAACUCGAUCCUAAACCAGCGAUAGCAUUGGCUUCCAUGCUGGAUUUGCUGGGGAAACUGCGACCAGAGUCUCCUGCCAAUGUGUUGAUUCUGUGGCCGCUGUUCACGGCUGGAUGUGAAGCCGAAGAUCCAGACUUGAGAGAUUACAUUGAGGCGUGUAUGAAUCGCAUCAGAAACUAUGGAUGGGGUAAUGCAGAUGCUGCUUUGGCGGCUCUGAGAGCCUACUGGGAUGAUGGAAAUGGUGAGCGCUGGGAUGUGUUUCUAGAGCGCAGAGGCUUCGACGUGGUGCUCUUCUGA
Messenger RNA from Aureobasidium namibiae CBS 147.97, 1782 nucleotides. RefSeq lists its product as uncharacterized. The transcript is spliced from 3 exons. Bases 1 to 1782 code for a protein of 593 amino acids. Gene Ontology annotation, cellular component: nucleus. The record is from RefSeq and is a predicted model, not a curated record. Lineage: Eukaryota; Fungi; Ascomycota; Dothideomycetes; Dothideales; Saccotheciaceae. Gene Ontology annotation, biological process: positive regulation of transcription by RNA polymerase II. Gene Ontology annotation, molecular function: DNA-binding transcription factor activity, RNA polymerase II-specific; zinc ion binding; transcription cis-regulatory region binding.